Molecule: messenger RNA, 1207 nt
Organism: Acanthoscelides obtectus
Lineage: Eukaryota; Metazoa; Arthropoda; Insecta; Coleoptera; Chrysomelidae
Source: the annotation of a GenBank genome assembly
AGCGAUUCGUGUAACUGACGUCAUCAACCCGUGUGUCAUCUUGAACCAUAUUAUAACCGCAGCACAUAACACAGAAAUAUUGGUUAUUCGCUUGGAUUUGAUUAAUAAUUUACGAACGCCGCCCUGCUGUUCAAGUCAGUAGACGUCAAAGCGUGAUGGAUACUCGUGAAAAAGGGUAUCUAUUUUUGUGGUUAACUGUCGCAGCUGUCAGCGUUUAACCUAAAAAAGUGUUGAUAUUUUAAUUUUUGAUAUUAAAUGUAGUUUCUCAGUUAUUCAAAUAUGUUAAAUUCCCGGCCAUUUUAUGAUCUAUGUAUUCAAGAUAGUUACUUCAACAAGGAUAAUUUCCAAAAGAACUUAAAGGCACUUUAUAACUAUGGAUAUAAGACCAUAGCAAUUAAUCAGUCUAUAGACGACAGUGAUGUGGAACCUAAAAAGAAGAAGAAAAAAGGCGAACCAAGGGAGCCACAGGAUGCGGUACCUGUACCAUUUGAUUUAACCAAAAUAGAAGAACUUGUGAAUAAAUUAGAGUUUGGUGGUUUUACCAUUCUCAAUAGAUUAACAGUUUCAUUUGCGAGUUUGGACACACUCUAUAAAAUAACAAAAUCUCCAAAUUUCAAGAAGUAUCAUAUUGUAGCUGCCGCCCCUACAACUCCUCAGGCAUUGACACAUACAUGUUCUACGUUUGAAGCUGAUAUAUUUACAUUUAAUCCUGAAAACAAAUUCAACUUAAGGUUGAACCGUAAACUGUAUAAUCAGCUGAUUGAUAGGGGAUACCACUUUGAACUCCAGUAUGCACCUGCUAUUCUGGACUCGACAAAAAGAAAAAAUUUAAUUCACGCAGCAAACUUAUUUCAUUUGUUUGGAAAAAGUAAAAAUAUUAUAAUUUCUAGUGGUGCAGACAAUGUGAACUACCUUAGAGGACCUUAUGACAUCAUUAAUUUAGGUUUGAUUUUCGGACUAAGUGAGCUGCAGUGUAAGACUGCCAUUACCCAUUGUGCUAAAAAGACUGUGAUAAACUCAGUUGGUAGAAGACACGGGAAAGCCGUGAUGUUCGUCGAAAAUGUUGAAAAGUCACCAGAAGAAACAAAAAGAGACAGCUAUAUGGAAAUGAUAGAAGACAGUGAUGAUGAUAUUACGGUAGUAGAUCAGCCAAAGUCUAAAAAAACUAAAACCUGAAUCAGAAUAAUAAAUUUGAUUACCGAGUACA